AUGUCUCCCCACACUAUUUCAACCACCGCCAACGACCUCGUCAACGAAUAUGCAGACAUCAUCAAGGGAAAGAUCAUCCUCACCACCGGUGUAACACCCAAUAGUCUCGGUGGCACCUUCAUUCAAGAGACGGCUUCCAAAUCCCCAAGUCUUCUCAUCCUCGCCGGCCGCAGUGUCUCAAAGCUCCAAGAUCUUGCCUCAGCUAUCACCAAAGACUAUCCCGACGUCAAAACUCGCAAUCUUAUUGUAGACCUUGGCUCUUUGACUUCGGUGCGCAAGGCUGCUGAAGAGGUCAACAGCUGGGAAGAUGUGCCUAGCAUUGAUGUUGUUGUGAACAACGCUGGUGUUAUGGCUAUCCCUUACUCCAAGACUGAGGAUGGAUAUGAGAAGCAGUUUGCCAUCUGUCAUCUUGGGCAUUUUCUUCUUACGAACUUGAUCAUGGAUAAGAUCUUGGCUUCGGAGUCGCCUCGGGUUGUCAACAUCUCAAGUAACGGACACAGUCUUGGCCCCGUCCGAUUUGCGGACACUCACUUCAGUAACGGCGAGACUUACAAUGACUGGUCUGCCUAUGGCCAAGCCAAAACUGCCAAUGUCCUCUUCUCUAUGUCCCUUGCUCAAAAGCUGGGAAGCCAGGGUCUACAGUCUUACAGCGUGCACCCAGGCCUCAUCACUUCAACUGGUUUAGGAACACACCUUGACUUUGCCAGCAUGGAUGCUGAUCUUGGAGCUUUCAUUAAAGCCCACCGUGAGAGAGGAAACUCAGAAGGCUGGAAUUUUAUUCCCACCGUCCCUGUCGAAGUCGGCGCAGCUACGCACGUGUUUGCCGCUUUUGAUCCAAACAUCAGGGCAAGCAACGGCGCUUAUCUUCUGGAAGCCAGGGUCUCAGACCCUUAUGUCGACACCAUCAAAUCUUGGGCGCGGGACCCCGUCGAAGCUGAGAAGCUUUGGAGAUUAAGCGAGGAGCUUGUUGGACAGAAGUUUGGAUACUAA
This is a messenger RNA of Fusarium coffeatum, 990 nucleotides long. RefSeq lists its product as uncharacterized. The coding region runs from base 1 to 990 and encodes 329 amino acids. The record is from RefSeq and is a predicted model, not a curated record. The transcript is spliced from 4 exons. NCBI's taxonomy places the organism in Eukaryota, Fungi, Ascomycota, Sordariomycetes, Hypocreales, Nectriaceae.